UUUUACUUGAGUGUCGUCAUUUCUUCAUCAGCUUGUACUAUAUAUAUUGAUAUCUAUGUUUCGGAUAUUAAAUUUUAUCACCAAAAAUUUAUAUAAUUUGGUGUUAGUAGGAGUAUUCAGAUUGGUUUGGUUCAUUUUGAUUGAACAUAUAUAGCUCUAUUAUUAUUCCCACCAAACUUGACAUCAAGUCUUACUGUGAAAACCACAAAAGUCCUUCAGAAAUGUAAAAGAAUCUUUAUUAAUGAAAAGACAAGAUUGACAUGCGUCUAAGGGAAAGAACACGAACCACCAAAUCGGUGUUUGAAAGUUUAUUACAAAGCGAAGAAGCUCCAAGUUCGUCAUAUCAAAUCUACUUAGAGAUAUAUACAUCCUGGAUGAAAUAAAAUCCUGAUUUCUUGGAACAUCAAAACAUGGAGAAGCUUCUUAACCCGUACGAUAAGCAGUGCAUGAAAAUGGCUAUGCUUAAACACGAAGAAACUUUCAAGCAACAGGUAUAUGAACUUCAUAGGUUAUAUCAAGUCCAGAAGAUAUUAAUGAAGAACAUGGAGAUCAAUAAAUUGAGUACCAAAGGAAAUAAUAAUGUAAACUCAGGACUAGGAACGUUCAUCAGAAGAGUUGACCAUGAGAUUGACCGGCCGGCUAAUUUCCCCGGUGGUAAUAAUAAUAAUAACAUAGAGAUUAUGGAUGAGAGUGAGAUCGAGUUAACGCUUGGUCCGUCGUGUUACGGUGAUGGUGAUUUGAUGAGGAUGAGCAAGAAGAAGAAGAAGAACUCUUCACCGGAGAUGAUGAUGGACGGAAAUCUAAACUCUGGUCGCCGGAGUUUCUCUUCUUCUUCGACAGGAUCAAGUAAUAAUAACAACAACAACAACAAUCUUGAAGAGCAAGUGAGAAUAAUGAAACAUCAGAAGCAGAAGCAGCCAUGGCUUCAGGCAUUGACCUUGAAUGUUAUCUGAUAAUUAAUUAUAUUAAUUUUUAACUGUAUUCUGAAAUAGAUUUGCAUCUUUCUUCUAAAAAAAAAAAUUAGUAGUUUAAUU
Messenger RNA from Camelina sativa (false flax), 1034 nucleotides. RefSeq lists its product as uncharacterized. The record is from RefSeq and is a predicted model, not a curated record. NCBI's taxonomy places the organism in Eukaryota, Viridiplantae, Streptophyta, Magnoliopsida, Brassicales, Brassicaceae.